Messenger RNA from Monomorium pharaonis (pharaoh ant), 2132 nucleotides. RefSeq names its product esterase FE4-like. NCBI's taxonomy places the organism in Eukaryota, Metazoa, Arthropoda, Insecta, Hymenoptera, Formicidae. Gene Ontology annotation, molecular function: hydrolase activity. The record is from RefSeq and is a predicted model, not a curated record.
UGGACCGGUGGUAGAGACGCCUCGAAAUACGGAAACAUGGCUGUUCAACUAAAUCUUCUCACACGUCAAAUUGAAGGCGACGAAGACUGCCUCUAUUUAAAUGUGUUCACCACGAAAAUCGAGCCUGCUAAAAAGCGCCCAGUGAUGGUGUGGAUACAUGGUGGUGGUUACUCUAUGGGUUCCGGUGAUGCAACCGUAUACGGGUCUGAUUACAUCGUGCAGAAAGACAUAGUUUUGGUUACUUUAAAUUAUAGAUUAGGUACUCUAGGUUUCCUAAAUCUCAACGAUAAGAUGGUAACGGGUAAUCAAGGUAUAAAAGAUGUAAUCUUGGUAUUAAAAUGGGUACAGAAAAAUAUUUCACAGUUUGGGGGAGAUAAAAAAAAUGUCACUAUCUUCGGCGAAAGUGCUGGUGGAGCCAUUAUACAUUGUCUAACUUUGACUCCGUUAGCCAAAGAUUUAUUUCAUAAAGCGAUCUCACAAAGUGGAGUCAUGAGGUGUCCUUGGGCAUAUACUGAAAAUCCACAGAACCUAGGUUUUCGGCUUGCCGAAAAACUUGGAAAUCCGACCAAAGAUCCGAAAGCCACUUACGAGUUUCUCAAAACAAUCGAUGCAAAAUAACUUAUAGAGAUUCAAGAAAAAUCUCUCUCAACGGAAGAGGAGCGUAUACAUCACGGCUUGAGAUUUACACCCAGUUUUGAUCACGAAUCAUCGAAUCCAGUUUUUCCAGAAGAUCUAGAGACGUUUAUAUGCCACGAGGUUAAAGUACCAUUACUUUUAGGUUUUACCAGUUCUGAAGGAUCUUUUAUUGUAAGCAGUAACUUCAUCGGACAGACAACUAAAGAAGACAUUAAAAAAAUCAAUUCUGAUUUUAAGAGCGCUAUACUACCCAAUAUUUUAUCUAUACUGCUAAAAAUAUCAAUCACACCCGAGGACUUACGAUCUCUAUAUUUUGGUGAUAAAAUCUUAUCAGAGGAAACUAUGGAAAAUUAUGUUGAUUUUCUCAGUGACGAAUUCUUCAAUCGUAGUAUAAUGGAGGUAGUGGAUAUUCAGACAAAGCUAAAGGAUAAUAAAAAUGCAACGUAUCUGUAUCAAUUUUCAUACGAGAGUGACAAUUCUCCUAUAAGAAAAAUAUUUCAAAUUAACUUUCCAGGUGUGGCACAUGCCGAGGAACUGGCGUUAUUGUUCUAUCCUUCUUUGAUAAAAGAUUUAGGUAUGCUUUUACCUGCCAUUGAUUUGAAAGAUGGUAAGAUGAGGAAUUACUUAACGCAAAUGUGGACAGAUUUUGCCAAAACAGGGAAUCUAACGCCUGCUACAAAUGCAUGGUUACCGGUAACUAGUUCACCACAGAAAAAAUACAAUUAUCUAAAUAUCGAUAUAAACUCACAAAUGAAAGUUCUUCGUAAAGGAGAAGAGAGAUGGAAUUGGGAGGAAAAGAAAAAUAAGUUACGGCGCUAAACUCAAACUACGUAGUUUAAGUUUCUCUUACUUUUUGCGAUUACAAUAUUCUUUCUUGUUUUUUUUUUCAAAAAUAUAUUUAAAUGGAAUGAACAUUAUUUUCUUUAAAUUACGGGUUGGUUUUAGAUAAUAGAAAUAUGAAGAUUAUGGUACGGAAAAUAUAUAGUUUCCAAUAAGCCAAUAAAUCAUGCAAUACUAUUCGUUACUAACAAAUAGUGUUGUAAGACUCCUUAAAUAGCAUUAAAUACCAUUAUAACUGAGAAUUUAUUACACUAAAAUUAAUUAUAAAAUUAUAAUGCAAAUAAAAUAGCAGAAAAACAAAACAUAUUGUUGUUAUUAUAUUAAAUUUUGUAAGUUUCUCGUGUCAUAGACAGAACACAAAUCACUUCCAAUAUAAUCUCUCCUACAUUAAUUUUCUUAUCCCGCACAGAUUUUUUAAUAUUUUCUGACAAUAAGAUAUGCAUUAAAUUUAAAAACAGUUUCAACUGACUGCAGAAUUGUCUUCCUCGCUAAAUUAAACUCUAACAACUCCAUGUCAAAAUUUUCCUUGACAUUUAUUAAGGUUAAUACCUUUUAUUUAAAAAAUUGACUUUAAAAUCGACUAAAAUAUUACAUUACUUUUACUUUCCGAUCAUUGCUAUAUAUGAUAUAACUAGAGAAAAACGAAAAAAAAAAAA